UGCCAACGUACGUAGUAGCUGUCAUAACCUUGGUAAUGGCAGUUGUCUAUUUUGGUCGAGAUGUUCCAUUCCCUUCUCAUCUGAUGCGUAAUUGCACCAACAAUAAAGAUAAUUACAUAAGUGCAACCCUCAGUCUUGUCUCACAUGCUAAAGUGAAAUGAAUUUAUGCUGGUAAGAAAAGGAAAUAAUGUCAGUAUAUAGAGAAACCUUUAAUUCUUUAAUUUUGUCUCUAAAAGAAGCCGAAACAGACACACAGAAAUUUGCCACUCUACUAGCGGUUGUGGAUUUUUUGAAGAAAAACGAGCUGAGUAACGAAGACAAAGUAGAGGUGUCUGAGGCUCUCGACUUGCAGUUUCUGAGGAGGCUACUGCACACUAGCAAGCUACCAGAAGGGUGCUCUGAACAUGUGUUUAGAGCAGUCGCUUUGAACGUUUUGACCUACGUCUGUACCGAUGCCUAUAUUCAAUGGGAACAAGUGCUGUUAGAAGAGAUAAGUGUGUUGAAAGAGAUUAUAUCGACAUGUCCUGCAACAUCAGAAGAAGAAAAUAUGGUUAAGGAUUCAUUGCAGUGUAUUUUAUUUUUAGCAACGAAAGACCGUAGUCAUCAGACAGUUCUUCUAGAAAACGAAAUCGACCGGGUGCUUGCCAACAUAUGCGUCGAGGGAAGUUAUGGAUAUGAAAUGGCUCUGCAUAUUUUAUUGACAACAUUCUCGUCUGAAGGAAGAAACACUCUUCCUCCAAAAACAUUCACUAAUCUUAUGAACAAGUUGACCGACGAUUUCUACAAAGAUCAUUCUUCUAAAAAGUUUGAAUUGUGUCAUGUACUUACCGAUAUUUUACAAGUUUGUGCAAACAUUAAAGUAUGUCAAGAAGAACAGUGGUUGUUUACCGUUAGGUAUGCUCUGUAUGAUAUUCUGAGAAGUAAAUUAAGUAAAGAAUAUAGAGAUUCUGCAUUGAAAUUAGCUAGUACCAUGAUGGAGAAAUUUGGUUCGGUGUGGUUGAUAGACGAGAGCGAAGGAUCAAGAAAAUUCUUGGCACUAUUAAUAAAUCUAGCAUGCAUCGAAUCACAAGUUUUAUUACACAAUAAGAAAAUUAAUGAAGUGAUUAAAGAUCUCGAAGUGCUAGUUUCUUGUUACAGCAUUCUGGAAUAUACAGUGUCUUUGUUAGUUGAGGACGGUCUGUCACAUUGGACCGAUCCAAACAUGGAUCAAAUUCUAGUUGCAUUAAAAGAUACAUUUAAUAUUAUUAUUCAGUUUUUUAUUAAUGUAUCUAAAGAAUGGGAUAGCGUAAAAGAUUUAGAUGCUUGUUCCACUGGAAGAGUUCGCCAAGUAACGUGUGCCACGUUUCGCAUAUUAUGUUGUUGGUUGGCAGAAGAAACUUCCAUGCUCCGUAACGAAGUUUAUGAAGCCCUUCCCUUUAUGAUUAAGAUAUCAAAAAGUUCAGUUCGUGCUGUUAAAGACAGUAAACAGAGACCAAAUGCGGCACUCUUUCAAAUUUGGAAUGUGGACAUGAUGCGUUUCAUUUUACCAGUGUUGUGUCAUCUCAGUGCCGACGAUAACGCAAGAAAAAUAUUGCUCGACGAAGAAAUUCCCAUCACAUUAUUAGAUUACUUGCAGUUUCAAUGGAAUGCAAUGUCGACUUCUUCCAAAGCCGAAGAAAUAUCCAUCAUCCUUUCCACUCUCUGCAGCAUACUUCUGAAUAUAGUCGUGUUUGAACGGAAAAAUAUUACAAAAAACGAAAUAUUUUUCCAGCUGUUAAAGUUUUUAUUUUCGGCUCUGUCUACUCUGCAUUCAGGAUCAAAGUUCUUGCAAUUGAAAGCUAAUUUCGCUGUACUCGGCCUAAUGAUAAGUGGAUAUUACUACAACAGGAUACGGCUGUGCGAAACCAGUUUCUGCAAAUUCUUGUCGGCCAGUGUGAAAUUUUUGUGGGAUGCUCAUCACAUCGAAGACACCAGCGAUUCUACAUCAUUCGUUUUGGAUCGAGAAUAUCGUAAAAUCUGGCAAGACAUUAUGGAAUUAUGGUUCUUGGGAAUGCAGGCACUGUCGAAUCUUCUCUCCUGCAUACCUUGGAUUUCGACGUUUCUCUUAGAAAGCGGUUGGCCACAACACAUAGUCACCCAGCUAUCCAGAGUUUCAGAACCGUGCAUCGAAGGAAGCAUAAAGACAGCCUACCAGCAUUUUCUGUACUGCAUCAUCAAGACGUGUCCCGAAGCCAUUCAGGCACUGUUGGACUGCGAAAUCGUGAAAGUGUGUAGAGUUCACAAAUUGAAAGAAUUGGAAUCGUUAUUCGUGUGAGGGGGUCAUUCGGACUUCGGAAAGAAUCAUGGUUGUAGCAAGUAUAUUUAUAAAAUUCAUCCAGUCUUGCCAGCUUAAUUAGUUAAUUGGUGAAAAGGAAUGUGUGGGAAGAAUUUUACACAAAGACUGGAGUACACAUUAAUUUAUAAAUGUCAUAAUUUUUUAGUUGUUAAUGUUUCUCUCUUAAAAAUUUGUAAUUUUUAAAUUUGAAGAUUAAAUUUUUGAUGUA
Centruroides sculpturatus (bark scorpion) is the source of this 2522-nucleotide messenger RNA. RefSeq names its product neurochondrin homolog (gene Neurochondrin). NCBI's taxonomy places the organism in Eukaryota, Metazoa, Arthropoda, Arachnida, Scorpiones, Buthidae. Gene Ontology annotation, biological process: regulation of neuronal synaptic plasticity; neuron projection development. The coding region runs from base 188 to 2293 and encodes 701 amino acids. The record is from RefSeq and is a predicted model, not a curated record. Gene Ontology annotation, cellular component: dendrite. The transcript has 2 exons.